Molecule: messenger RNA, 2253 nt
Organism: Colossoma macropomum (tambaqui)
Lineage: Eukaryota; Metazoa; Chordata; Actinopteri; Characiformes; Serrasalmidae
Gene: cnga3a
Product: cyclic nucleotide gated channel subunit alpha 3a
Exons: 8
Coding region: 1-2253 (750 amino acids)
Biological process (GO): monoatomic cation transmembrane transport
Cellular component (GO): intracellular cyclic nucleotide activated cation channel complex; plasma membrane
Molecular function (GO): intracellularly cGMP-activated cation channel activity; cGMP binding; intracellularly cAMP-activated cation channel activity
Source: RefSeq, a predicted model, not a curated record
AUGGCGAAAAUCUGCACUGAAGAGUCGUACCCAACGCGCCACAGGCUAUCAGUUCGAGCCUUGGAUGAUGAAGUGGACCAAACUGAUAAUGGUGCCAGCAGGAUACACUCUAUAUGUGACGACACUACCUCUGACAUGCAAGGAAUCAAUUCCACAGCAACCAGUCAGCUUCAGGAGUCUCGCAGAAGCUCGUUUACAGGUUCUGGGGCCAUGGCCAGGCUCUCCCACUUCCUGUUUAUGCUGCGGAACUGGGCAUCACACAGACUGCAGCGUGAGGUCGAGCGGCCCGACUCCUUCUUAGAGCGAUUCCGUGGGCCCGAGCUCAAAGAUAUUUCAAGCCGUGGCAGCUAUGCCCACUCCUCCAUAGGGCACCCUGACAGGCCUCAUAAGAGGAAAAAUACCCGUCAAUGGCCACUAGCUGUGUACAAUGUGAACAACUGCAACAACACAGAUGACAAAAAAGAGGAAAAAAAGAAAGAUGAGAAAAAAGAGGAAGAGAAAAAAGAUGGAGGCAAGGAGGAGAAAAAGGAAGAGAAAAAGGAUGAAAAGAAGGAUGAGAAAAAGGAUGAAAAGAAGGAUGAGAAAAAAGAUGACAAGAAGGACGAUAAGAAGGAUGAUAAAAAGAAAGAAGAGCCACCGAAAGAAGUGUGGAUCAUGGACCCAGCCGCAGACACAUAUUAUCGAUGGCUCACAGUAAUAGCAGCGCCAGUAUUUUACAACCUGAUGAUGAUCGUAACAAGGGCUUGUUUCAAUGAGCUACAGUCCACAUACACUGUCCUGUGGAUCAUUCUGGACUACACCUCAGAUGCUAUCUACUACACAGACACAUUUGUAAGAUCAAGAACAGGUUUCCUGGAGCAAGGCCUUCUGGUUAAAGAUGGCAAGAAGUUGAUGGACCACUACAGAACAACCUCACAGUUCAAAUAUGACAUUAUGUCAAUGAUUCCAACUGAUAUUUUAAUGCUGAAAGUGGGAUACAACAACCCAGAACUGCGGUUCAAUCGCCUUUUUAAAAUGGCAAGGCUCUUUGAGUUCUUUGACCGCACAGAGACCAGAACAAACUAUCCUAAUAUUUUUCGUAUCAGCAACCUUGUACUUUACAUCUUGAUCAUUAUCCACUGGAACGCCUGCAUCUUCUACGCCAUUUCUAAAACCAUCGGCUUCGGCACAGACACGUGGGUGUACCCCAACAUUAGCCAUCCUGAAUACGGACGCCUGGCUAGAAAAUACAUCUACUGUCUGUACUGGUCCACUCUCACCCUAACCACCAUUGGAGAAACCCCCCCUCCUGUCAGAGAUGUUGAGUAUCUGUUUGUCGUUGCUGACUUCCUCAUUGGAGUGCUGAUUUUUGCUACUAUCGUCGGUAACGUUGGUGCCAUGAUCUCCAACAUGAACGCCUCCCGCGCUGAGUUUCAGGCCAAGAUAGACUCCAUCAAGCAAUACAUGCAGUUCCGUAAAGUCUCCAAAGACCUGGAGGCCAGGGUCAUCAAGUGGUUUGACUACCUCUGGACGGAAAAGAAAACCUGUGACGAAAAGGAGGUUUUAAAGAACCUUCCAGACAAGCUUAAGGCUGAGAUUGCCAUCAAUGUCCAUCUGGAUACGCUGAAGAAGGUGCGGAUUUUCCAGGAUUGUGAAGCUGGACUGCUUAUUGAGUUGGUACUGAAACUGCAGCCUCAAGUGUUCAGCCCUGGAGACUACAUCUGUAAGAAGGGGGACAUUGGAAGAGAGAUGUACAUCAUAAAGGAAGGGAAGCUUGCUGUGGUGGCUGAUGAUGGCGUUACACAGUUCGUAGUACUCAGUGAUGGAGCUUACUUUGGAGAAAUCAGUAUCCUCGGCAUCAAGGGCAGUAAAGCUGGGAACAGACGGACGGCUAACAUCCGGAGCGUGGGCUACUCCGACCUUUUCGCCCUCUCCAAAGACGACCUCAUGGAAGCGCUUACAGAGUAUCCCGAGGCCAAAAAGGCCCUGGAGGAGAAAGGGAGGGCCAUCUUGAUGAAAGACAACCUGAUAGACGAAGCAGUGGCCAACGCAGGAGCUGACCCCAAAGACCUGGAGGAAAAGAUUUUGCGGCUGGAGAGCAAUCUUGACGUCAUGUCCAGCAAGUUUGGCAAACUCAUGGCAGAAUACACAUCCUACCAGAGCAAGAUCAAGCAAAGGCUCUCCAACAUGGAGAGCAAAGUGAAAACACUGCGGGCAGAAGAUCUGUCAGAAGUGGUCGAAGACAAAAAGGAAGAAGAGAAGAAAACAAAAUAG